This is a messenger RNA of Salpingoeca rosetta, 2458 nucleotides long. RefSeq names its product sodium/calcium exchanger 1. Lineage: Eukaryota; Choanoflagellata; Craspedida; Salpingoecidae. Gene Ontology annotation, cellular component: membrane. The coding region runs from base 197 to 2458 and encodes 753 amino acids. The record is from RefSeq and is a predicted model, not a curated record. Gene Ontology annotation, biological process: calcium ion transport; cell communication; transmembrane transport. Gene Ontology annotation, molecular function: calcium:sodium antiporter activity. The transcript is spliced from 12 exons.
GCAAACACAACUCCUCCCAAGAAUUUCACUUGGUGCUGUCUUUUCUUCGCCUGUUUUGAUUUUGCUCCACACGCUGCAUCAUCCUCGCACCCCUCGCUUGCUUGCUUGCCCGGACCACGACCACCACCUUGUGACUUGCCACUGCGUGCUUGCCGUUUCAGUGCGGUCACUCGGACACACAAACGGAAGCACGAGGAUGGCUGCAACGACAACGUCGGCAGCAACCACGCUGUCCGAGAUCCUGAACAACAACAACAGCACGGAGGAUGCGUGCGACGGGCUGAUCAUCCCUUAUUUUGGCGAGACCAACUUUGGCUACUUCCUGAUCUACGCCAUCGUCCUGGCAUGGCUCUUCGUCGGCAUCGCCAUCUCCGCAGACUACUUCAUGCAGGCCGUCGAGUACAUCACGUCCUCCAAGAAGCACAUUGUGCGCGGCGAUCAGGUCGUGACCAUCCACAUCUGGAACGCCACGGUCGCCAACCUCACCCUCAUGGCACUGGGCUCCUCCGCGCCAGAGAUCCUGCUGUCCAUCGUGGAGGUGAUUGGCGGCGGCUUUCAGUCGGGCGAGCUCGGGCCAGGCACCAUCGUCGGCUCCGCCGCCUUCAACAUGCUCAUCAUCGUCGCCGUCUGCGUGAACAUCAACAAGACGCGACGCAUCAAGGAGCUCUAUGUGUUCUACUGCACGACCUUCUUCUCCGUCAUUGCGUACGUGUGGCUGUACCUCAUGGUGUCGGUCAUCUCGCCGGACGAGAUUGAGGUCUGGGAGGGCGUCGUCACCGUCCUCUUCUUCCCGCUCCUCGUCGGCAUGGCCUGGAUGUUCGACCAGAAGCUGCGCCCGCAGGACCGCGUGGCAAGCGAGCUGCGCAACCUCAUGCUCCAGCUCUCCACCACCCCGGACAAGCGGCAAGACCUGGCGCGUGCCGAGACACACAUGGAGCAGGAGUGGGUCAACAUGCCCGUUAACCGCGGCGAGCGCCUCAAGUACAGGUACCGCCUGGCCCACGCCUUGGAGCAGGUCAACAGGACAGACCCAAACCUGCCAGCGGAGGAGAAGUAUCUUCGCGCAAAUGCCAUCGUCCACCGCAAGCUGCGCAACGUGGACAAGCUGGACGAGGGCCAGCAGCAGGCCGCCCUAGGCCUUCCUGGCCUGGCACUGGCUGGCGGCGAGGAGGCAGGUGCUGGUCAGGUUGGCUUCUUGGAUUCGCACAUCGCCGUACACAAGUCCUCGGGUAAGGCGACGCUUCGUGUAGGCCGUCGCGUCCCAAGCGGUGAAUCAUAUGACAUCAUGGUCAAAUACAAGACAGUGCCUGGCACGGCGUUUCCGGACAUCCACUAUGUACACAAGGAAGGAGUGGUUAUGCUGCCUGGAUCCGAGAAGGAGAGCGUCAAGUACAUUGACAUUGAACUCUUCCAGGACACCCCAAACAACCGCGACAAGGAGUUUUCAGUGCAGCUUGAGUCUGCGACGGGCGAGCGGAUGAACUGGCUGCAGCGAAGCAUCACCAUCAACGUCCACCAGCGGCCAGAGGCAGACUCUCUCUACGACGCCAUCUACCUCAGGUGGUGUUCCAUCUAUGAGCAGCUCACUGAAGACGAAGAGGCAGACACCCCGUAUCUCGAGCAAAUCAGGUGUUCGCUGCGAGUCGACGGCGGUGGGGACGAUGAUGAUGACGACGACGACGAUGAAGAGGAAGAGGAUGAGGAUGAGCAGGCCGGUGGUGACACCGGUGCGGGCAUGAAGCUGGCGACAUACACGAACGACAGCGACAGCGACGAUGAUGACACGCGCUACAUUCUGCACGAGGACGGCUAUCUUAUCGACGAAACACAGACGACGGACGCCAAGCACUCGUGGGGCGAGCUGGCGCUGUUCUCAGUGAUGGUGCUCUGGAACUUCCCCCUCGCCGUCCUCACCCCACCGGCCAUCCACUUUGGGGGCUGGGCCUGCUUCGGCAUGUCUCUCAUGUACAUUGGGUUCUUCACGGCGCUUGUUGCGGACAUUGCCACCGGUCUCGGCUGCACCGUCGGCCUUGAGGACACGGUGACGGCCAUUUCGUUUGUUGCACUUGGCACGAGUGUUCCGGAUAUCUUCGCGAGCAAAAUCGCUGCGGAGAAGCAGCCGUACGCUGAUGAUGCAGUUGGAAACGUCACGGGCAGCAACGCAGUCAACGUGUUCCUUGGCGUUGGGCUUGCGUGGCUACUGGGUGCAAGCUACCAGUCCGCACAAAACCACAAGUUCAUGGUCCCCGCAGGCGCCCUUGGUUUCAGCGUCGUUGUGUUUUGUGUGUUUGCGGUGCUGUGGUUUGCUGUGAUUUUGGCACGACGCAAGUUCCUUGGCGCAGAGCUUGGCGGCCCGCGCAAGUGGAAGCGCGCAACUGUUGCCCUCUUCGUCGGCAUGUGGAUUCUCUACGUCCUCCUCUCCGCCCUCGUGGCGUAUGGGCACUUGCCCAGUUUCUAG